AUGGUUGCUGCAGUACACGUGAUGGAUGAUAUUGCCACACAGCGGGGAGUUUAUGUGAAAGAUGAAGAGCACACCGAUGAACAAGAAAGCGAUUCAUACCUGCCUUCAUCAACGAAAUACAGAUCAAGCUCGGAUAACGUCACCUGGGCGACUGAUGGCGUCUCUUUCUUCAUCAUUCAGGGCUUUGCAAACUUUGGCCAAAAUAAAAUGGUCCUUUUCAUCCUCCUGCUUCUUGGUUACAUUAUCAUCCUGGGAGGAAACAGCAUUAUUAUCUUUGUGGCGUUAACUGAUUCGAAGCUGAAAUCACCCAUGUUUUUUUUCCUCUACAACCUCUCCUUUGUGGACAUCCUCUAUACCACCACCACCAUCCCCAAAAUACUGUCGGGCCUCCUGUCAGACGAGAACACCAUUUCUGUCCCGGGUUGCUUCCUCCAGAUGCAGUUUUUCAUUCAGCUAGGUAUUACCAGCCGGGCCAUUCUGACUGUCAUGGCGUACGACCGCUAUGUGGCCAUCUGCAACCCCCUGCGCUAUGCCUCCAUCAUGACCCUUCCCGUCCGGCUGCUCCUUAUCGCAGGAGCCUGGAGUUUUGGUGCCUUCUGCACACUGCCGGCCACCUCCAUGUCCCUCCAGCGAUCGUACUGCGGCCCCAAUGUGGUUAAUCAUGGCUGGUGUGACCCAUCAUCCGUAAGGCGGCUGGUGUGUGGUGACGUUGCGGUGGAUAACAUUGUUUCACUUGCCUUCGCUGUUAUGUCACUUUCGACCACAGGAAUUCUCAUUCUCACUUCCUAUAUACUGAUUGGGGUUUCGGUAUCAAAGAUGGUAGUAGCUCAGAGGCUAAAGGCCUUCGGGACGUGCGCCGCCCACCUGACUGUGGUGUCCAUCUCCUACAGCUCAGCCUCGUGCGUAUACAUCUCUUACCGGGUGGGAAACUUUCCACCAGAGGUUCGAAUCAUCGUGUCAGUGUUGUACGCCGCUCUGACUCCUUUCCUAAACCCGAUGAUCUACAGUCUGAAGAACAAGGAGCUACGAGAGUCCAUUGGGAGAACUCUGAUGAGGUUCAGACCUGCUGCUGUGUUACCAACCAAAGACGUCAAAACGGUGAUCACAUUGUCCUAACUGGGAGAGAAAAUCUGCUGCAUGAGAAUGAAAUGAUCAGAUCUUUUAAAUAACUUUU
Messenger RNA from Pungitius pungitius (ninespine stickleback), 1174 nucleotides. Its product is annotated as olfactory receptor 2K2-like. Gene Ontology annotation, biological process: G protein-coupled receptor signaling pathway. Gene Ontology annotation, cellular component: membrane. Gene Ontology annotation, molecular function: G protein-coupled receptor activity; olfactory receptor activity. Bases 1 to 1116 code for a protein of 371 amino acids. The record is from RefSeq and is a predicted model, not a curated record. Lineage: Eukaryota; Metazoa; Chordata; Actinopteri; Perciformes; Gasterosteidae. The transcript has 4 exons.